Adineta ricciae is the source of this 486-nucleotide messenger RNA. The record is from the annotation of a GenBank genome assembly. Lineage: Eukaryota; Metazoa; Rotifera; Eurotatoria; Adinetida; Adinetidae.
AUGCUACUGUAUGGAUCAGGCUAUGGAACUUUUACUGGUGAAUCAGUCUACUCAACUGGUAAUAAUUCUCAGCCACGUUCAAUCACUACCGCCGAUGUAAAUAACGAUCAGCGAUUGGACAUUAUUGUAGUCAAUUCUGGUACGAACAACAUCGGAAUAUUCCUGGGAAGCAAAAAUGGAACAUUCUCCGAUCAAAUAACAUACUCUCUUGAUGUUCAUGCUCAACCGAGUUCCGUCGUAAUUUUAGACAUUAAUAAUGAUACAUAUUUGGAUAUUGCAGUCGCUAACUUUGGCUCAAGCAAUAUCGCUGUUUUAUUCGGUGAUGGCAAUGGAAAUUUUGGCAAUGGCUUACUAUUUAACACCGGCUAUCGUUCGUAUCCAUAUGCACUCAACGUGGGCGACAUCAACAAAGAUAAUCUAACUGAUAUCGUUGCGACAAACAGUGGCUUUGGAAACAUUGAUAUUAUCAUGAAAGCAUGCUCUUAG